GAGGGUAGGAUUGCGGAGAAUGGGAAGUACAAGGUGCAAUAUAACAAACCCGAAGAUGUGUCUGACGCUGUUAUUAUAAAGACUGGAGACUACUUGACAUUGUCAAGGCUAAAGAGGGAGAUGGGACAAAAGAAGAAAGAUGAGCAUCAAAAGAACCCCAGUACAAUCCCGACACCAAAGCGUACCUUAACGACGAGUCGCUUACCCCAACCGAAAAGAAAGAAAAUGGCAUCAGUUAUCCGUCGAACGACGCUAGAAAGUUUCAGUUCCAAUGACCCACGUGAUCUGUCAAUUUCUAAUGUAUCCUCGAGCUCCUAUUCAACUAGCUCAACACCAGAAUCAGUCUUCCAGGCAUCAUCAAGAAUACCAGUGCCCGUACGUGUAACAGUACCCCGAGAUGUCGAAUCGCCCUCUACGUCUGAAGAACAGUCCCUCCUGCAAGCCCUGCCAGAUUUACAAGAUUGUGAAAUUACAUGUAGGCAGCUUUUUAGGACACCUAAUAGGAACAGGCAGAAAACACUCUCAGCAGUAGAAAGGUACAUGAAGACAAUGAAUAAAAAGCAGCAUGAACUACAACUAGAAGUCAAGGGACUGCGACAAGAAUUAAAGGAUAUGAAUAAUCUUGUUUUGUUGAUACUACAGAGACUCCCCCCUCAUGGCGAGGGACAAGAUCAGCAGAUACCACCAGUACCUAGUCCCCAGCCCGCCACACAGACGCUGCCAACGCCUGAAACUGACACAUCAAAAUUUGGUGAUAUCCCACCGGAAUUUCGUAUUUCUGCUGAAGAUCUGAACGCCAUGCACCUCCAUGCUUUUAAUGCCGGCCAUUUCGCAACUAAAAUAGUACAAAGACUUUUUCCGGAACUGACCGGACCCGACAACUUACGGCAGAAAUAUUCGUAUUUCGGUGGGGGUAGAUGCAAUAAGCUAGAACUCGAUACACGACGGAAAUCAUUCGUCGUAAGAUAUGUUUUACAUCAUUAUCCUCAAGUGCAAGAAAAACAUGCCUGGCAAGAGCGCGUGGUCGUAAAGAUUAACGAAUUUCUAAGACGAAAAUGAAUUUUAUGUGUGUAUAGACAAAAAAAUUUUUAAAUAGAAAAAAACAAACAUUUUAUGUGUGUGUGUAGACAAAAUAUUUUUUUAAAAAGAAGAAAAAAAAGGUGUUUGCGAUGGAUUUGAAUACAUUGUUUACCAAGUGUCAAGACUUUAUGUGAGUAAAUACAUGUACUAACUGCAAUAAAAAAUGAAUUCACUUUUAGUGCAUGUAUGAUUAUUAAAUUUUGACUGUAAAAUAUUAUGAUUUGUAUACAUUGUGCAUAUGUAUUACAUGUACAUGUUUAACCUAAUUUCGAUUUUCAAUAAAAAUCAUGUCAAUGGAACCAAAAGAAUAUAUUGUAUGAUUAUUUAAUUUUGACUGUAAAAUAUUAUGAUUUGUAUACGUUGUACAUUUGUAUUACAUGAUUAACUUACUUUCGAUUUUCAAUAAAAAUCAUGACAAUGGAACCAAAAGAAUAAAAUGCUACCCAAAACAUCUCUUUAAUUGUCGGUUAUGGAUUUAUUAUGCAAUAUCGAUGCAGGUUCAAUCACGAAACUUGCGCUUACACCGUCUAGUAUAGCUUUUGAGCUGCUGAUAUGUAUAUGCAGUAGAAAAUCGGGAAGUUGAACGUACGAAGGAAUGGAAUCAUUCAGAAGUGUACUCAAAAUAAGUAAAUUAUAACGGGGUGAUGACGAGAAUUAACACACGUGUGGCCAUUGUAUAAAUAUAUGCCAUGUACGCGUCUGUGUGAAAUGGCUUUAUUUAAUAUCCGCUUCUACCGAAAUGAAAUGAGGGGCACCCAGUAGAUGUAUAUUGUCACAGUACCCCUUCCCACCCAUAUUGUUUUAAUGCGUCAUAAUACAUUGUUAUUAUGUACCGGUGACAGUCAAGAUUUGCUAAGAAUAUAGUCCCCGUGUCGAACCCAACAUCUCAUGUUUUCGCGCGUUUCAGACCACGUGACUAACGGUUAACCACAUUGCGGAAGUGAUUUAUGGCGUUGUGCUUUAUGGAUUUAGUUUAACUAAAGCUGCGAGUAAUGAAGUAGUGUGUAAAAUCUCAUCGUAUAUAAUUCAAAGUUUGGAUUUGGUAGCAGCCAAUAAGAUGAAAUGAUACGUUGUAAGUUAUUCAUUGUUUACAUACGCCGUACACGGUGGCACCACGUUAUACAUGUACAGUGUGUUAGAAAUAAAAAAAUACGACCGUAGCUGCCUCGCCAACGGUUAACAUAUCUUGUAUUCAACUUAAAUAAAUUACAUUUUCCGUCAACAUGCUUACAUCGGGAUGAUAUCGGCACUCAAGCGAUUCACCGUGUUCCACCGCGAAACACUAUAAUUCACCGUGAAACACCCUAUUUCGCGGUGAUUUGGCAAGCUGCCGUUUCGCUAGCGAUUCUCCGAGAUUCCACCGUGAAAUAGAGUGUUUUUCCACGGUGUUCGGUGUUUCUAGUCUCAAACUCCA
Molecule: messenger RNA, 2494 nt
Organism: Patella vulgata (common limpet)
Lineage: Eukaryota; Metazoa; Mollusca; Gastropoda; Patellidae
Product: BEN domain-containing protein 3-like
Exons: 2
Coding region: 121-1059 (312 amino acids)
Biological process (GO): rDNA heterochromatin formation
Cellular component (GO): heterochromatin
Molecular function (GO): DNA binding
Source: RefSeq, a predicted model, not a curated record